Penicillium mononematosum is the source of this 300-nucleotide messenger RNA. RefSeq lists its product as uncharacterized. Bases 1 to 300 code for a protein of 99 amino acids. Lineage: Eukaryota; Fungi; Ascomycota; Eurotiomycetes; Eurotiales; Aspergillaceae. The record is from RefSeq and is a predicted model, not a curated record. The transcript has a single exon.
AUGACCAACGGCGAGCUGCCAUGUGUUGUUCGUGGAAUCUACCACCACCCCUUCUUCGCUAAAUGGUGGUUAGGGAAGAAGGCUUCGUCGAAGUGGAUUCGACAGGCCAUCUAUGCCCGACUCCUUUUGAACAACGACUUGUCCUGGUUGAAUGACAGCAUGCCAGAUACUGAUCUCCCGGUACUGGUAUGGUUCCCAAAGACAGCAACCAAGCAUACUUACGCCGAGUUGGCACGACUCCAACCCUCGAUGACACCGCAGAUGGCACGCGCUUGUAUAAUUGCCGAUUACCAAAUUUGA